AUGGGAUCCCUCCUUGUGGAUGGACUUCUCCUGUCCUGUUCCCCUAGUGCGUCUCCCACCGCCUCUUCCGUGGAUCGCCCUGCUCUGGCAUCGCGAUGCCUCUCUCUCUGCUGGGCCGGGUCUCCUCCCUCUUCCGCCUAUUUAGCCAGAUUCCCACUUUGCACCCGACCUCCUCCUGCUCUGCCCAGGCCCCUGGCGGCCUUCGGCAGGUGCAGUGCGUUUCAGACUGACAACUCCGUGCCGGUAAUGUAGAUUUUGCGUCACAACGUGGCCGUGCUUUCCUUCUUGUCUAGGUCUUGUUCAAAUCUCUAGUGGGAAUUAGAACAUUGUGCUUGAAUCUUGCGGCUUCAUAAUGCGUUAGCAGAAUGGUUUUUAUAUUGGAAUUCUUCGAUCGUUUUGUUCUUGUUCUUAACGUGUGAAGAAACUAUUAGCAUGCGACCGUGAUCCCGCUGGGGACCGGAAAAUUCUGCAAUAACUUAUGCAUUAUUCACAGGAACUGCUCACUUGGCAGGAGAGUAAAUACUGACAUAUACACCUCAGAGGGCUCUCUGUUGAUAAUGUUAGAAAAAAAUGAUAAUAUUUUUUUUCCCUGCUUCUAUUGGAGAUGCAUUCUAAUAUUAUAAAAGGGUCACUAUCACCCAUGCACUCCUUGGUUUCAGUGUCUACCGUACAUUUGAGGCACACAAUAUUUAAACGGUGCCAACUUGUUGCAUAGAAUUAGGAGAAGCUGUAGAGAUUAGAGGCCUCGCUAGAGGUUUAAAUUUAUAUCUUUCUAUCUUGUUUCUUUAAUUCGUUCUUAAUAUUCGGUUCUCUAUUCUUCGUUAACAGAUCAUGCAAUUCUCAACUUUGUUUUGAUAUUGUGUCGAGUACAUAUAGACAUUUGAUCGUGCUUGCAUUAUCAUAGUGUUUUUUUUUUGGAAAAGGGACAGGGAAAUCAAAAUAUUUCUCGUAGAGUUUAGUGGGUGCCUGACAGGCAGAUGGCUGACUUUUGUUUUUGAGUGGACCUUCUAUUUCAAGCGUAGAAGUAGGAUGCUAUAGAUGAAUUCGUGAAUUGAAAGGUGUCCAAACGAAUCCGAGAUUUAAUAGAUGAAGGAAAAAUAAGAGGGCUGUGCAUAUUUUUUUAAUGUUGAUGAGAGGUUUAAAAUGUUGUCUACGUUUUUACUUGUAUUCACUUAAAUGUAAUUUUUUAAUGUGGUUUCCUUGCGAUUGUAUCGCCAGCCAUAUAUUGACUGUUCCCGUUUCUCUAUUUAUUUUUCCUUGUGCAUCUGAAGUCGAAUGAUGAUGUAUAUACGGUAGGCAGCUUUAUGACCAAAAAGGAAGAUUUGCGAAUUGUAAAGACCUCCACAACCAUUGAUGAAGGUAAGGGUAGUUUUUCUGUUCAUUUCAUAUUUCAAGAUAACCAGCCCACUUUGAGUAUGAAGACGCUUCUCCAAAUGUCUGCAGCUUUGGAGAUUCUUGUGGAGCACAGAAUAACUGGGUUGCCGGUAGUGGAUGAUGACUGGAUUUUGGUGUGUAUUCAUUAUUUAUUCUAUUCUUUUCUCAACAAAAUUAUUAUUUUCAAAUUGUGUGAACACUAAGUUGCUAGCGUAAGAGGUACUUAUACUGGGUUUUUAGGUUGUGUUUUCUGAAAUGCCUAAAUUUACUGGCUUUCACAUACCAAAAAAGGAAAUCUAGUGGAUACAUUUUAGUGGGUUUUUUUUGGAAUUUUGAUUGAUUUUUAUGCUCAUUUCAUGUAGUCUUCAGAAGGCUGAAGAGAUCAGCUUGAUUAUAUGAUUUGGGUGUAGUUCUUUAGUUUUCUAAUAUAACUUAUCAUAAAAUAGGUAUAUUCUUUUUAUUAUUUCGGCAUUUAAUUGUUGAAAUCUAAUGCCCAAAAACUUCCUGCAAGAGACCAUCAUAUGAGCGGGACGAAUUCUUCAGGAUUCGUGAGAGUUUUUGCUCUAUCAAUCUUUAAUGCCACAAAUUCUAAUUUAUUGAGAUAUAAAGGGAACUCUUUUUCUGUACUUGCUUCAAUAUUGUCUCUUUUCUUUCUGAGCGCAAUGGGCUAUAAUCCCUGGUGUUCAAUGAAGCUAAGCGGCUAAGUAGCUUGGAUUAUUAGUGCCGUCAGAGAUUUAACAUAUGUUUUGGCGCAAACUAGCUACUUAAUGGCAGAUUUCUAAGAUAGUAGAAAUGUUGACAUCAAAGUGAUGCUUAAAGGAGAUAGAGAGGUUUGGUGGGUCGACUUCUUUAUGAUUAUUUUGGCAUAUUAGAUUGAAUGGGGCAGCUCGGUUGUCAGACACCACUGCUGUUUGUUAGAGAGGGUAGUCAUUUGUAUAUUCUAGUGAUGGAAUGAAUGGCAAGUUAGUCUAAUGAGGAAAGAGCUUAUUAUUGAUGUGGGGGAGGGGAGAUUCAGGUUGAGAUGGGCUGUUUUAGUCAAGUCGUUUUAUUUAGGGCAUAUUUGGGAUUACUUCUUGUGGAAGGCUGUUAAAGGAAGGGCUUCCAACAGGAGGCAAGGUUAGUGGUAGUUCUUUCAGGGGAAAAAAAAAGCUUUUCAGAAUCAGUAAGAAUUGGAGGAGUUUCUGUUUUUGUAUAUCUUUAUGAUAAAUUUUGUAGGACUGAGGUGAUCCCACUUGAUUCUGUCAACUUAUCCCUUGUUGUUAUAAACACUACAGCAGAGGGCAGAUGAUACCCACACAUGUUGGUCUAUGCAUCAUCUUCUGAUGACUGCAUUGGUGUCCUUGAGAGGUUCAAGGUUGUCAGACGGGGUAGUAUUUUUUAUGCAGAAUGAUUAGUCUUGAGGGGAAAAGCUACAGCAUAUCUCUUCAUUCCUAUCAUUGUGGAAAUAUAGGCCAUUGGAGCGUGACUAGUUCGUUUUUAAGUUGUAGGAAAGGGGGCUAGUUCUUUGGAGAAGUUGGUAGUGAAGAUUGGGCUGCUAUUUAUGGUUCAUGGCUAGAGUUCUUAGGUACUCCUGAGGGCUAUGUAUUUCUUCAAAGUCUGGAAUUUGUUCUUCAACUUCUUUUCUCAUGUUUUAGGACGUAGUUCUAGUUUACGUUUGCUGAUAUGACAGUAUCUGAAUCAUUUGUUUAGUAUCUGAAAAACUUUGGUCAACAUGUGGGAUGUUUAAUCUGAGUUGAAUGAAUCAGAUUAUCUACUCAGUGAUCAACCUAUAUAUAGACAUGGAUAACUUUGAAUGGCGCUAAUCUCUCUGCAGAAAAUAUAAGUAAAGGUAUUAUAUAAAAAAUGCAUAGCGCAGGUUUUUCUUAAUUUUAGAAGAUUCUAGGUGGCACUGGUGGCUUUGAAUCCAAACCAAAUAUAUGGAUGGCCUCUGCUAAUGCCCAGAUCGUUGUGAUCUGUACUGAGUGGCGUCUCAAUCACAAAUGUGUGUUUGGAGUGAUCCAGAAAUCGAGAUUUUCGUUAGGCACUGGUUCCAACUUGAGAUUUUUCUUGCUUGAAGAGUUGAGGAUGUGCUAGCCAAAGUUCAAAAGGUUGAAUUUUUCCUUGCUUCAGCACUAUUUAGAAUACAAAGGGAAAGGGGAUGAAUUUUAUUUUUUCUGGCGAGGGAGACUUUUCUCGAUCACGAAUGUGUGUUUGAUAUGAUUAAGACAUUGAGAUUUUCGUUAAGCACUUGCUUGAGGAGUUAGAGGAUGUGCUAACCGAAGUCCAAAAGGUUGAAUUUUUUCUUGCUUUGGCACUAUUUAGAAUACAAAGGAAAAGUGGAUGAUUUUUUUUUCCUUCUGGCAAGGGAGAUUUUUCUGAUGCUCUGCUCCUUUUAGAGAUGGUGACGUGUCAUUUCCAUAAUUAGCAUAGUUGAUAGGUUCAUAUUGGUGGACACCCUUUUGUGGUAGAUUGCUGUCUUGAGUUCAAGAGUCAUGCUGUGAUGGAUAAAAGUGCCAUUGAACAGUGUGUGUACUUUGUUGGAUCUCUGAUAAAAUGUAGUUUACUUUGCUGUUGAAGAGAAACUGUCAACUGAAAAGAUAUGAGUUGAGUUUGAGACCACAAUAAUUACCUAUGGUGUCAUAAACAUGGACUGAUAUAGAAAAGAAGUAGCUAGGAAUGAAGAAAUCAAGGUUUGGUGGGGUAGCCAAAGUCUCACAUAAAAUUUCCUAUAACUAGAGCUGCAGGUGAAUAAUCUCGGAAGGGGGAGUACCGAAGCAGCAGAUGAAGUGUGAUGUCUUCACUAGGAUGGGCAUUUAUAAUCGGGUUUAUUAAUUUGAGCUAGCUCAGCCUUUCAGUUCUAAUGUGGGAAUUGGGUAAGGAGAUUGAGCAUUGUACAGGUCUUGAUCAGUAUUCUACAUCUCUAUGUAGAUAGAAACACAUUUAGCAGUAAAGGGAAAUCCAUUUUCUAGAAAAUAUAUCUUAUUUUUCAUGUAGUUGAUCCCUUAUGAUCCUUGAAACAGGUUCUCAUAUUUUUCUUGUCAGGUAUCUCCUGUACCUACGAAACUGGCCUUAGUUUCUCUCAUGAUUAAUGUCUUGUUUUUAUGAUAUUUUGUUUAUAUUUUUUUUUCAAGUAACAACUUGUUAAUUGAAACUGGCCUUAGUUUCUCUAAUGAUUAUCCCUGCAGUAUUCUUUGAUCAUUAUGUUUGAAAUAAAUCUUUCAUUUUUAUCUUAUGUUUGCAAGGAAUUUCAUCCCUAUGAUUCUUUUGUCUAUAACGACAUAUUAACCAUAUAACUUUUUUUGCUUCUUGUUUUCAGGUUGGUGUAGUAUCAGACUAUGAUUUGCUCGCUCUGGACUCCAUAUCAGGUAUUCUCUGGGCAUAAAACAUAUUAGUAUUCUAUGGUUUUAUAUUUUUUGGCAGUGUACUAUACUAUCUUUAAGGUUAAAUGUGACACAUUUUGCACUGAUCAUCAAGACUUGUUUCUAUAUAGUAAUUUUUUUUGUAACUUGGGAGAGUAGAUAAUGCAUGGGUAUAUUUGUAUUCUAGCGUUAUCAUGCCAUCCAUAGCUGCAGGAUUUCUUGUAAAAAGGUGGAGCCUUCUGGUUAUCUUUGUACUGCUGCGUGUAUGAGUAAAGAGAAAGAGGCUAGGUGUAAUGACUCAUGCACAAGGUAGGGUGAUAUGAAAGAAAUAAAUCAAUAAGAAAGCAGAGUUCUUAAUGUAAGAAGUUCACAGAUGGUUCUCACCAGUGCUUUCAAUUAUUUAAAAGUGGCCCUGUUACUUAGAGUUGCGCCAAUGACUCAUGAGGCUUUUAUGACUUGAGACAUAUGAUAGUUGAUCAAAUAUAUUUGGUUUUGAAAAAUAAAUUUGGCCUUCAAUAAUUUGGAUUCUUUUUUACUGAAAAUGUAGUCUUACUUUGAAGUAGAGAAAGUUUCUCAUGCCUAUCCCGGAUUUGGGACUGGAUGGAUUCAUAACAACAUGGCUAUCCUGACCCAAGCAUUUACAAAGCAGGCACCCAGGAUGCCUGUUUCUGUCGUCUUUUUUGUAUCAGCCUUGAACACCCAAUUCUUGUAUUGGGCUACUUUUAGCUACUUGUGACGACUCCAUUCCGUUGUAGUAGACUGAACUGCCUUUCCACCAUUAUAGAGAAAAAAUGACAACCUUUUAAUUCCAAGUCAGUUUGGUCCUAUGUCAUUUGUUUUUGCUUAGUUUCAGUUAUUUUGAUAUAUACUUUUUACAAGGUUCUGAUGUCAGAGCAAACCAAAUCAGUAAGUAACUGGUCACUUUCAAUCCAUUUUGGAGUUAAACAAUGUUUUGAAGCUAUAAUAUAUUCAAAGAAAAAUGGAUGGCUCAAAUGAUGCAGUGGAAAUGUUGACUUGAUGAUGAUUUGAGCGAGUUGGCGCAGCCUGAGAUGUAUAGAGUUGAAAUCUUGUCUUUGAAUCUAUCAAAGACUUGAUUUAUGUGAAAAUUCUUCUCCUUGGGUCCACAAGAUGAAUAAACCUCAACCCUUGAGUUCACAAGGGCUUGAUUAUGAGUCCACAAGAUCAAAAUAAUUCUCCUGAAUCCACAGAAGAUGCUGGAAUCCACCAGAAAAGAAAUAGAACCUCGAAAGAGGUAAAUUUUAUGGGAUUGAUAAAAAUAAAACUUGGAAUGCCUUGGGAAUUAUGUUAGAACGCCCCUAAGGAAAUGGAGGAUUUUGUUAGAACACCCCUAAGGAAUAUGACCGCCUUUAAUAGAAUAGGGAGAUUAUUGGAAAUGAACAAAAUGUGGGAAAUAAUAGACGUGAGAAUUGAGAUUUCGACACAUUUAACAUGUGUCAAAAUCUCUUAUUGGGCCAUCUCGAAUUGAACUUGGGCCGAAUUGUCUCUUCAUGCAUCCUAGGUCUCUAGUCCUCUUGAAGUGGGCUGAAAUUGAACUUCUACUCCGUUUGAGCAUGAAAUUAAUAACUUUUCAGCUCCUUAGAUGCAUAUCCUGCUAGUUUUUUCCACUUGGGUCAAAAAACUUUCGUCCUUUUUGAUAGGUUUUGAUGGGUUAUAUCAUCAAAGAUUUUAUAUCUAUGGGAUAUGAAGCCUGAACAUAAUUUCUUAUUAAUUUGGUUCCUUAAGAAGCAUCACAGAAUGGAUGUUUUAGGUUUAUUAUCGGUGGAAAAUAUUGUGCUGUAACAUUAUUUUGUUACAUUUUAUUCAUUUUCAGCUGACUUAUUAUCCUUUGUCUAUUUUUUGAUAGACUUGAGAUAAUGUGUUAUUAUUAUUGCUUUAUUUAUUUAAGACUAUCUAUUGAUUAGUGCUUUUUGGGUCAUUUAAAUUUAGAUGCUCCCCACUGGUCAAAAUCGAUAUUCAUUGCAUAUUUCUGAUGAAGAAAUAUCCUCGAUUAAAUUCUAUGAAAAUGAUGUCACAAAUAAAAUAAAUUGCAUUUGACACUGGAGCGUGUAAAAGUUUAAAUAUGAGUCAAAGACAUUAGAUUAUCUAAGUCAAUUUAUGGGUUUGUAGAAGAAGCUCACUUGAUGGUUUAUAAGAUGAAGCCCAUGAGACAGGUUUAUAAACCUAAGGCUGUUGGAUGAUAUAUGGAAUGAAACCUAUUUGAUAGCUUUCUGGGUCAAAAGCUAUGAAAUGAUUUGUAUUGAAGCCCGUCUUUUAAGCUUGUAGGCAAUUUCCAUUGGAUAAUCUAUGGAAUGAACCCCAUUUGAUAAAAUUAUUUCAUUCUUAUCGCUCAUCAUAAUCUUUGAAAUCCCUAUGGACUCCUCCAUGGAAGGUUGUGCGGACCUGAUGGUUUCGAGUUGGAUCACCAGGCAUGAGGCCAUUAGAUCAAUGAGCUCAUUUGGUAAAGGUCUUGGCCAUUGGACACAAGGUCCACAUUAAGCUGAUGGUCUAUUAUUGUUAGGUAGGUUGCCUCAGUAGGCAUGAGGUCUGCCUUAGAUCAAUUGAUAUAUUAACAAUAGUUUUGACCAUUACAAUAUGGCCACCGAUUAGGACAAUUAGGGCACUGCACAAUGGUCCAGAUGAAACCAUAUAUGCUUUAAAUUAUGUGCUUUUUGAAGUAGGGUAAUAUGGGUAGAGCUUGUACUCAUCCUUUUCCUUAUGUAGACACCUCUCUUCUCCCUCUUUAUCUUCUAUGUGUAUGAUCUUUCUCUACUAUCUAUAUGUUCUACCGUUUGUUUUUUUGGCAAAUUCGGAUCGUCUUUAAGAGAGGGUUGGUGAGGGGGAGGGGGGGGUUUGAAGGACAGAAAUGCGAUUAGAUAUUAUGAAUAUAAUGGGACAUUUCAGUCUUGCACUGAAUGGUUGGAUCUUCUAAAAAGUACAGUUACACCAGGUCUUCUACUGAAAUGGUUGGAUCCUCCUGUGCCUUGUUUUUCUUCCUUAUGUAGGUAUUGGCAUGUCAAAAUUUGGUAACAUAGCUCUAUUGGAAAGCACAUAGGGGCAAAUUGUGAGAAGAAAAAUCAUAUAUGGAUCCCACCCGAAAAGAAUGAAACACAGUUUGAUAGACUUCGAGAAUAGUAGGAAUUGAGAAGAAUAAGGAAGAAGUAGAGGAAGCCAGUGGUACUUCUUUUCUAUUGUCACCUCAUAAGAGGAGUAGAGAAAGAAGAAAAUGUCUCCACACCGCUGAUAUUAGACGUUACCUGGUUAUGUAUAAUACUUGCUUCUCCUUGUCGUAUUGUUGCCAGCCAAAGUGAGAGAGGAAAGGAUGGCUUCUCACCUGCAAUGUUGUGAAGCUUGCUGUCAGGAGAAGAGAUGGAAAUGAAAUGUCUAUCAAGAGAAGGGAUCGUUGCCACCCUCUACCACUGGUGCUGAGCCUAUGAAAUUUGAAAGAAGAUUGAUGCUUUCAUACUGACACCAUCCCUCCACCAAAGCUAGCGCAAGAAGGAAGAAGAAGAAACCAUGCAAGGGAAGCAAAACGGCUGUUCCAAAUGUCAUCUAAACAGAUGGAAGAGGAAGAAAACCUUUUGGGGCUUCCUUGUUUAGAUUGGGAGGACAGUCUGUUGAGGACGUAUUCGUCCUUGAAUAGACAGUAAUGUUUGUAAAGCUUGAGGGGAUUAUUGUACUUUUGGGAAGAUCCAGUCGUUUUGGCAAAAGACUGAAAUGCUCAAAAGACUCUCUCAGGACCUCUAAAAAAGGGUGUCUGAAUUUGCUCAAAAGAAAGGAGAACGAGGAGAUAGUAGAGGGAUAGGCCUAGAUGAAAGACCAUAGACAUAGGCAAAUGAUGAGGGAGAAAAGAGCUGCCUACGUUGAUGAGGAAGAAAGAUGGGGAGACUUUAGUGAGCAAGAAGGUGAGGACCAGUUUUGCCCACCUCACAUUACUGAACAAGAAGGUGAGUCAUUCAAGCAUACACACAAUAUAGGCUGUUGAAGGAUACACCAUCAAUGAUCAAUGCAUUUUUUUUUCAUAUCUUUCUUGAAAUCUGAUGGAUAUUCAUUCGUAUGUCUGCCAACUUAGUGUGUUGAUGAAGGAAGUGGAAAUAGUUUGUGCAUUAUUUGGGAAAACCUGUUCUGAGAAGUCAGUUAUCAUGAAGCUCAAUUAGUUAUCAUGAAGCUAAAUUAUAUCAAGUCCUUUCCUCUCCGAGUGUGUUUCUGAAAACCUUUUGAGGUUGGUUAAAUUUUUGGUAAAGAUUCAUUUAGUAACUCACCUUUUUCUUCAGAAUCAUUAUUAGAAGAGCCCAUUGAGUCUCUAAAAUAAUUCCCUACAUCAAGAGGACGGUCUCCUGACUCAGUCUGAGCAUGGGUGUCUUGCAAACUCUGGCUAGUAUUUCUGGUUAUCCUGUGGCAAUCUAGAUGGGAAUCUGUUCAAUCAACUCUCCCAUGUUGGGUUCAGGGUCAUGAAUCGACUGAGUAUUACCCUGACUGACCUAAAGUUGAUUCAAGUCUUAUCAAGGCAUGCUUAGGUCAUACCUUGUGGGAGGGCUGCUGUUCAGCUGCUGAUAUGCUGAAUGACUAUCGACCUGGCAUUGGUCUCCUUAAAACUUAUCAAAUUUAUCCCAGUGUUUCCAAUCUAGUUUUCGCGAUUCAUGGUUUUUGCUGCCGUCAUUUGAAAAUGAAUUGACAUACUUUUUCAAAAGAAAAAUAGUUAGAAUCGCCUCAACACUGAUAGCCAGUUUCAUCUUAGUUCUCUAGUUUUGCAACAAGGCCAUUGCUAGGUUGUUUUUGAUGGAUGGCCAUUCACCUUAAUUUAGUCUGAAAUUUAUGUAAUAUUAAACACAACUACAAUGUUCAAGCAAACUCAGGCAUUAAUCAAAAGGUUUGAAGGGGAUUCCGUUGAAAUUUGAGGAUACUUAAAAAGAAAAAAACUAAUAGAAUUUGAUAUUAGAGGAUAUAAAUAGCUUUGGCUAUGAUCGGCAUAAAACUUCAUCAAAUUAAAUUUUUUUCUGUUAAAAAGUAUUUGAAAAAUAAGAGAAAUAAAAACUAAUAUUUAAAACAAAAAACGCAAGAAUUGUGCAAAUCGGUUUGUGUGAUUUCUUUUUCAUUCAAUUUUGAUGUUCUGAUGCAUAAAAUGUCCUUAUGGACAUUUUACAUGGAGUAUGAAUCGAGAAUUUGUAGAAAAAUGGUACAAGUGCCGUCUAUAGAGAUUUAUUUAAAUUAGGACAUUUGAUUAUAAGGGCAUCAGGGGUGGACGAUCAUGCAUUCACAACGCCACCUGUAGGAGUGCAUUAAUAAGCAAUAAUGAACUGGUGGCAGUCCCCAUGUAGGAAAGUGCCAGUACCGGGGAUCAGUGCUUGAAGCCUAUCAGACGGUAGGAAAUUUGAAGUGCCAUUUCACAAUUUGAAUCAUAAAAGAAAAACGUUUGGCAAACCUUGGAAGGAUUGACCCAUAACUUUUUCUCAAGAAGCAUAACCAGUGCACAGUAGCAAAAAGAAGGGACGCAUGAAAAAUGUCUCCCUCGGACUUGCAGACAGGGAAAAUGCUACAGAAAAAUGUCAACAUCUCGUGGGUAUCUCUUAUAGAUUAGAUGAAGACGCCUUUUCAUGAAGUUAGAAAAUCUGUAGGACCAUGCAGGUUUCUACUAAGCAAGAUAACGUGAUAGGGGAGGAGUAUAUACUUAUGACGCAGAAUUGCAGAAUUUUAUCAUGUGUAGGCACUUCUUGGCCAUCCACACCAUAAAAGGAAAAAAACUGAAAGGGGUUCGUCUGUAUUUGGCUCUAUAGUUGCGAAGGUGACGAAGAAAAGGUUGAAAAUGACUGUGCCUGAUCAUGUGGGAAUCACUGGGGAGACUUGCACUACCUAUGUUACGAAGGGAUAGUGAUGGUGACUUUUCAUGUAGUAUAGGUAAGGAUACUCAGUCCAAUGGACACAAUAGGGGUAAGAUAUUGCUGGAAGUUAUUUUCUUUGAUUAGAAAUGAAGCUUUUUGCCGGCUAUAUAGAAAUAGGAUGUGUUAAGUUCCACAAAUUAAAACUAUAUGAAAGUUGGGAGCAUAAGAGUAGUAAUAAUAGGUAACAAGCAUAUAUUUUGUUGGGGAAUUUUGAGAGCCUGAAUAGACAUUUUAUGAUUCAUCUUACAGUUACAAUUUUUUUUUUCCAUUAUUUAGAGAUGGUUAUUGAUAUUUUUCAGUUCCAAAGUUAUGGUGAUAAGGUAAGAGUUUACCACUAUAUUGAAUUAGAGUCUUUAUUGUAGAUGCAAUGCAAGUACAAUGAGGAUUGAGGAUUUCCUUACAGACAAGUAUCUACAUCUUCUAAUGUUCCAGCUUCACCUAGAAUGGUUUUGGUAGUGACUUUCACCAUGAUUCUAUGCACCUAGAAUGGCCCCGUUGUCCCCCACUAUGGGCUCGUACAUCCAUACUUUUGGAUCUCAUCUUGGGACUUCUGAGCAAACUCAUACCUUGACCCAGCUUAGACCGCCAUUAUGGUUUAGUACAUCUUUGCUGCCAUUCAACUAAGAUAGGUCGUAUACAUUGGUGGCAGUAACUUGAGUUUAGGAACAAAGCAGAUUAAGCAUCGACUGUGGGUGCAUAGCGGACGUUAGGAGCCAAUCUUGCUGUUAAAUGCGUGAGGACGACUGUGUAGUUGUUAUUUAUGUAUGGGAGGCAUUCGACAUUCUUCUUCUGCGUCAAUAUCAUCAAAUUUCUAGAGGAUAUUAUGUAGUCCUGUAUGAUUUAUUGUUAUUCAGCAUCAGGUAAUCCUGCAUGAUUUAUUAUGUCUUUAGAGAAAUGGUUCUGGCAGAGGCUAAAAUCUGACACUCAUUUGUGUAUAAUUUUCCUCAGGUCAUCGGGGAAACGACACCGAUUUGUUUCCUGAGGUUAAUAGCUCAUGGAAAGUAAGCGUUUUAAUUCUCCGUUUUCUUAUGCUUCUUUCCAUUUCUUGUAAUAUGACUUGAUCUGCCCUUUCAUGCCAGGAAAAUCUUCUUCCUACCCUUGAAUUUUUUCUUUAAAUGCCAUUUUGCCAAGUAGAUAAUCUGAGCAAUAAAUUCAUGCUGGCUUGUUGUUUUAGAAGGUGGUGUUUAUCUUUAGCAAUAGCUAGUCACGCGUCUCUCUUCAUCCUGUAACUUCUCGAUUGACACUUUCCUCUGUAAUUCUGCCAUAGAAAUAGUGACCAGAGACCUCAACGUUCAGAUUUUAGUGUUCACCAGGAACCCCACAAUUUUAUCACGGAAUCGGUUAUCUUCUGCUUAUUUUCGGUUCCAUUUGUUGAAAUCUUGAAAUACUAUUUUUUGGUUGUAUAAACCAAGGCAAGCUGGUCCUGCUAAUCCCUACUCCACAUCCACCUUCCUCUUUGAUUUUUUUAUUAUUAUCUUUUAAAAAUAAAAUAAAAUUCCCAUGUCAAAAAUAUUUCACCAUCAUCCACGGAAGAACGCUAGGUUUUGAGGAUUCUUUUUCUUAUUUUUUUCAUUAAACAUCAGGAAAAUGAUCUCUGUUGGAGGAAAAGAGGUAGAGCGAGCAAGAGAGUGGAAGAGCUUCUCCUAUGGCCUCGCAUUAUCAAAUAAAUAUAUUUUUUUCCUUUAUAGUCGGUCUGGCAUCCUCAUUAGAUAUAAGGAAUGAAGGAUAAGAAAGAAAAACCCGGCUUUACCUUUGAAUUGAAAUUUUGUGAAAUUUAGAAAAACCUGGCUUUACCUUUAAAUUGAAAAUUUGAGAAAUUUAGCUUUAAUCCAACCAAAUCUCAAGUUGGUACUUAUCUGAGCUCGAGGCUGUUUUUCAGCAGUCAAAUGCUCAUACCCACCCAGUUCGUUCAUUCCUUGCAUUGCACUACUCCCAUUGCAGAGGUGAUCUCGUUAGGGAAUUUGAUCCUUUUUGUCACAAUCGGUGCCACCAGCUUGUUCAGAGAUAUCCUUGGAGGAAACUCCUGGAACUUGAUUGAAUAAUUAGCCGGCAGAAGGUCAAACUCUAGAAUAAUAUUAUUCCGAUUGGAUAGUAUUCGAUUAUUUUCUUUUUUCAUGCGGCAUCAGGAUAAUGCCUUAGAGUAGAUUGUGAACAAGUCUUGCGUUUGAAUCUCUGAAACUCUUGCAGACCUUCAACGAGGUCCAGAGGUUGUUGUCGAAGACGAUUGGGAGAGUGGUUGGAGAUGUAAUGACCUCCACCCCCAUCGCCGUCCGCGAGACUACUAAUCUCGAGGAUGCUGCCAGGUCAACCCCCCUCCCCCUGAUUUUCCAUUUCUUUCUCUGCGCAAAGUCAACUACUUCUUUUAGUAAAAUUCUGCAAUGACUUCCUCCACCAGGUUACUUCUGGAAACCAGAUAUCGCCGGCUCCCCGUUGUUGAUGACUCCGGCAAAUUGGUAGGGUUUCUGCCACCUCCCUUUCUCUCUCCAGUCAUCGCAAUCAUCAUCAUCAUCUUUUCUGAUUGUCGUUCUGAUGGAUAUGACCUUUGACUCUGAAGGUCGGGAUAAUCACGAGAGGAAAUGUGGUGGGAGCUGCGCUCCAGAUAAAGCGGGAGAUGGAGAGGAGAUCACACACGCAAUCGUAG
Molecule: messenger RNA, 13229 nt
Organism: Spirodela intermedia
Lineage: Eukaryota; Viridiplantae; Streptophyta; Magnoliopsida; Alismatales; Araceae
Source: the annotation of a GenBank genome assembly